This is a messenger RNA of Trichobilharzia szidati, 3010 nucleotides long. The record is from the annotation of a GenBank genome assembly. NCBI's taxonomy places the organism in Eukaryota, Metazoa, Platyhelminthes, Trematoda, Strigeidida, Schistosomatidae.
ACACGACACGUUGCCACGUUUUUAAACGUAUCGCUUCGGCUGUAGAAAUGUUGGAUUUCUUCGUAAUUAUUACAAAAGGUGGAAUCCGUUUGUGGUGCUUCCCUGGAUCGACGGAUAUAUUCAGACUAUCCAUAAAUACAUUCUUAAAAUCACUUAUUCUCGAAGAAAAUGCUGGUCGCUCACCUUUUGUCUGUGACUCAAGAGCCAUGAAAUUCUACAUGGACAAUGAAUUUAAUCUAUUGUUUGUUGCUGCUUACCAAAAUGUCCUUCAACUUAAUUAUGUAGACAAAUUUUUAACAGAUAUCGCUCUGGAAUUUAGAGAUAGGUACAAGAAUCGACUCGAAAGUCACGAUAUCACUGGUUCGUUUGAGGAGUUUCUGCCUGUUUAUCAGGCUACCCUUAGGAAGACUGAAGAUGAGUUUCGCAAUGUUCGUAAAAGUGCCAAACAGAUGCGGAAAUUCGAGGAUUCCGAUAAGUCAAAAAAGACAGUUGCUUCUAUGAUUGUACGAAAAGGCAAGAAUGUUGAAAGUGACACCAAAGACGUCCCAGUUGUUACGAAGGAAAAGACAGUUAACUCUGAACCCAAGUCCGAUGAGCCAGUAACAGAUAAUCUCGAUACUUUGGAACAAAACAGACUUAAACUGGCCGCUAAACUGAAGGCUUCAAAGAAAAGUAAGGAGUCAAAAAGUCCAUCAGCAUCCCCCAUACAAAAGCCUAAUGGUAAACGUGUCAAAGAGAGUCGUCGAUGGGAUAAUACUGCAACUGGAGAAGAAGCAGCAGCCUUAGAUUUCAGUAGUGGAAAUAUGAAUGGAAAAGAAAAAGCUGAAUAUGAUUUUUCAACUACAGAAAUAGAAACACUAUCUCGUCUUCGUGGUACUAUGAAAGAUGAUUUAGACGAAGUUCAUGUAUCUUCAGAUGAGGAUGAAGAUUUAGAAGUUUUAGAAAUUGAAGAAAAUGACACUACAACAACAGCUCAGAAUGGUACUACUGUUACUGGUAAUGAACCUCAAAAAGAUUCGCCUACUCAAAAUGGUCAAGCAAAGACUGGCUACCUUUCUGGUAUAUUGCGUGGUCUACGUAUUACUGGGGGUGCUGGACGUGUCCUAACUCGUGAAGAUAUUGCACCGUGUUUAGAACAACUUAGAGAACGUCUUGUUGGUAAAAAUGUGGCUAUGUCAAUUGCUGAUCGUGUUUGUUCUAGUGUCGCCGAUCGUCUUGUUGGUACAUCACUUGGAACAUUUGAAAGAAUUUAUCCACGUGUUCGAGCGAGUCUAGAAGAAGUUUGCUCGCGUAUUCUAGUAUCUGGUCGUCGUGUUGAUGUUCUUCGUGAUGCAUUGGAGGCACGUAAUCAAGGAAGACCAUACAGUAUUGUUUUCUGUGGAGUUAAUGGUGUUGGAAAGUCUACAAACUUGGCAAAAAUUGCUUUUUGGCUUAUUGAAAAGAAUUUCCGUGUCCUUAUAGCUGCCUGUGAUACAUUUCGUUCUGGUGCUGUGGAACAAUUACGUACACAUGUACGUAAAUUGAAUUUUAUUCAUCCAUCAGAUCAACACGGUGGACAAAUUAUGGUUGAAUUAUAUGAACAAGGUUAUGGUCGUGAUGCUGCAUCAAUUGCACGUUCUGCAAUCAACUAUGCUCGUGAUCGACAUUUCGAUGUUGUUCUUGUGGAUACGGCUGGACGUAUGCAAGAUAAUGAACCAUUGAUGAGAGCUUUAGCUUCACUUAUUCAACUCAAUCAACCAGAUCUUGUAUUAUUUGUCGGUGAAGCAUUGGUUGGUAAUGAAGCAGUUGACCAGUUGGUUAAAUUUAAUCAAGCACUAGCUGACCACAGUUAUUCUGAUCGUCCAAGAACAAUUGAUGGCAUUGUCUUGACUAAAUUUGAUACAAUUGAUGAUAAGGUUGGCGCUGCUAUUUCUAUGGCGUGUAUUUCAAAUCAACCAAUUGUAUUUGUUGGUACUGGUCAAACCUAUUCAGAUCUACGUCAAUUAUCCGUGAAUGCUGUUGUCAAAGCUUUAAUGAAAUAAGUAGUAUACACUGUGUGUGUGAAUUCCAUCGUGUUGAUGUUGAACUGAUGGUCCUUUUUCAUUUUAUUUUAACUUAUUUCAUUUUUUUUUCUGUCUUUGUUUUUCAUUUGAUCAUAUUUCUCUAUUUCUUAUUACGUAAUGACUUACUUUCAAUGUUCUGUUUAUUGUUAUAUGAUUCAUUAUUAUUAUUUCAUAUAACUUAUGGCUCUGCAGUUAUCAUUAUUAUUCUCAUUUCUCACGACCCCCUCCAUCCCUCUCUCUCCUCCCCACACUUGUUCUUCCCAGUGUCAUACAUGUUUAUUUCCGUCUCAGUCCCACACCGCCCCACCUCCCAGUUCCUUUUUCUUAAUAUAUAUCACACAAAUCUCUUCUUCUUUACCCCCACCUCAGGUUAGUUAUCAUUAUUUUUUUCGCUAGUUUCACAAUGUUUUCACCACACAUUCUCACUUUAUUCUUUUCCUUAUUAUUACUUCUACUUUGUAGCAAUAUUAUUAGUGGUAAUAUUACGUAAUCUAUGUGAUAACUCCACACUAGGAGUUUUAUCUCUUUAUUAUUAUUAUCAUUAUUAUUAAUAUUGAUUUUUCUUUUUCUUGAGAUGAUUAUUGUCACUUGUUACCUAAUCAUCAUCAUCGUCAACAUCAUCAUCAUUACUGUGAGUGUUGUUAUCUUAUGCACAUGUCUUCUUUGGUGCGUUUGUUUGUGUGUGUGUGUGUAUGCGUGUUGUUCUCUCUGAUUCCAUUGUAGCCUCUCACUAGUAGUAAUCGUGAUACACCUAUUUUAUUGUAUGCGUGUAUGCGUUUUGUUUGCCUGUCUGUCUCUCUCUCUGUCUGUGUGUGUUUGUUUGUGCGUCUGGGUGUGUGUGUGCGUGUGUUUGUGUGUGACCUGAAGUGAUAAUAUAUCUGUACAUUGUAUCAUUGAUCUCUCUCUACAUUGUCUCUUUUUGCUGACAUGCAUAUAUAUGCCUUGGGAGAAUAACAGAUGAUAAAAAU